AUUUUUUUUUACCCCUACAUUUAUCCCUUUACCCCUACAAACUAUUCAAUAUUCCUAUUUUAUCCCUUGUAUCAUUUAACUUUACCCUACAAAACUAUUCCGGUACAUAAAAAAAUUAUCCAAUGUUCCGGUAUGUGUAACUUUGGUUUGUUCCGGUAUGUACCAAAACAAUUCGAGUUCAAGAUCCAAGUCUCCUCGGUUAAAUCCAAGUCUCCAUCUUCAACCAAGUCUCCAAAAUAAAUAUUAAUGGCCCUUCUCAGAUUAAAUCCAAGUCUCCAUCUUCAACCACAAAAUAUUUUUCCAAUUCUUCGGCUCUGUAAAAAGUAAACCAUUCUUUUCAUAUAAUCUUGUAAAUACAAAUCAAUCCAUUCAUCUUCUCCAAUAUGAUUAAAAACAUAAUCCAAGUAAAGUCCAAAUCAAUCCAUUCCUCUUCUCUGGUAAAGGAUCGAGAUAGAUAAACGACGUCGUCGAGGGAGUAGGUUUGGUAGAAAUCGAUUGGCUUAUUUGGCGGAGAAGAGAUGUUAGAAGAUGUUUUUGCGGCGAGCUUCGUCAUCAAUGCUUUUGUUAUGACUGUGCUUGAAGGGUGGUGGUGGAGUGGUGGGAGAAGGUUGUUGUUGUUUUGAGUGAAGGGUUGAGGCAGAUGAGAUUGAGGAGGAGAGAAUAAGUUGUGAGGUGAAACAAAGCUAUUGUUGAAGAAACAACAAACCGGGACUAAAUUUUUAAGUUGUCCGGUAAAGUUGCACAUAUGAUUUCUGUAUACCGGAAAACUUCAGAAAUUUUUAUGAACAAACUAAAGUUACCGGAACAUUGAAUAAUUAUGUACCGGAAUACUUUUGUAAGGUAAAGUUAAAUGAUACAAGGGAUAAAAUAGGAAUAUUGAAUAGUUUGUAGGGGUAGAGGGAUAAAUGUAGGAGAAAAACAAAUUUUCCUACUAAUAUAUUCAUAACAAAAAGGAAGAUAUGUACACAACCCAACCCAUAAAUUCUCUAACCUCACUUUGCCGCCUCCGACCGUCGAUCCCUUACCGACCCCGGCCUUCGUUGCAACGCUUCUGCCGCCGUUAAAAUGUCAUUUUCAGUGCUAACUCACGGUUUCGGUGCUAUCUCUCUUUCCAUUCCCAACAAUUUCAAUCAUCCUCGCCGGUUUUACUCUCACAACGCUCAUUCCCAACCAUUACAUCACAAUCUUAUUGUUGAUGUUGAUGAUGCAGUUUCUUCAUUCAAUCAAAUGCUAUAUAUCAAACCUACACCAUCCAUUAUCAAAUUUGGUAAGAUUUUAGGUUCUCUUGUUAAAAUCAAUCAUUUUCAUACUGUUAUUUCUCUCUCUCAUCAAAUGGAACUCAAACAAAUUCAACCUAAUAUUGUUACUUUAAACAUCUUAAUCAAUUGUUUUUGCCAACUUCAUCAACUCAAUUUUGCAUUUUCUGUAUUGGGAAAAAUUAUCAAAUUAGGUUAUCAACCUGAUACAGUAACAAUGACUACACUUAUCAAUGGCAUGUGUCUUAGUGGUCAGGUUAAUAAAGCAUUGCAUUUUCAUGACGAUGUUAUAUCAAAGGGAUUUCACCUUGAUCGAGUUAGUUAUAACAUCUUGAUUAACGCGUUAUGUAAAACCGGAGAAACAAAAGCUGCCCUAGAGAUUCUUAGAAAGAUUGAAGAGUUAAUGGUUAAACCAAACGUGGUAAUGUACAACACGGUCAUUAAUAGUCUGUGCAAGGAUAAACUUGUGAGUGAUGCCUUUCAUUUAUAUUCUGAAAUGAUUGUCAAGAAAAUUGCUCCGGAUGUUGUUACGUACACUACUUUAAUAUAUGGUCUUUGCAGUGUGGGUCAAUUGAACGAAGCGGUUGGUUUGUUAAAUGAAAUGUUGUUGAAAAAUAUUAGCCCGAAUGUUCAUACUUUUACUGAGUUGGUUGAUGGUUUAUGUAAGGAAGGAGAGAUUGAAAUAGCUAGAAAUGUCUUAGCUGUUAUGAUAAAACAAGGUUUUAAACCAGAUGUUGCUACGUAUACUUCUUUAAUAUAUGGGUAUUUCUUGGUUAAAGAAGUGAACAAGGCUACAUAUGUAUUCAACACUAUUGCUCGAAGGGAAGUGAAACCUAAUGUUCAUAGCUACAAUGUCAUGAUUAAUGGAUUAUGCAAAAAUAAAAUGGUGGAUGAAGCCGUGAGUCUCUUCAAAGAAAUGCAUUUGAAAAACAUGGCUCCUAAUACUGUAACAUACAAUUCACUUAUUGAUGGACUUUGCAAAUCAGGGAGAAUAUCUGAUGUUUGGGAUCUUCUUGAUGAGAUGCAUGAUAGAGGCAAACCUGCUAAUGUGAUCACUUAUAGUUCUUUAUUGGAUGCUUUGUGCAAAAAUCAUCAGGUUGACAAUGCGAUUGAAUUAUUGAGGAAGAUCAAAGACCAAGGAAUUCAGCUAGAUAUGUAUACAUACACAAUACUUAUUGAUGGGCUAUGCAAAAAUGGAAGACUUAAGGAUGCACAAGAGAUUUAUCAGGAUCUUUUGAUUAAAGGCUAUAAUUUUGAUGUGAAGAUGUAUACUGUUAUGAUUAAUGGGCUUUGUAAGGAGGGCUUGUUUGAUGAAGCAUUGUCCUUGGUGUCAAAAAUGGAAGAAAACGGUUGCACCCCUGAUGCUGUUACUUACGAAACUCUUAUUCGUGCUUUGUCCGAAGACGACAAGAAUGAUAAGGCGGAGAAACUUCUUCAUGAAAUGAUUUCUAGAGGUCUUUUAUAAUAGUAAAACUAGAAUAUGGAAGGGUAAUUACAAUGCAAACAGAAAGGAAAAGAAAAUCUGAUAGGAUCACUACCAGCCUAGCCAAAUGGUUCCCUCAGUCGAGAACAUUCUCUUUGAUCAAUCUCACUAUAACCGAAUUCUAUUAUGAUUUUUCUCUCUGAUCAAUCUCACUAUAACCGAAUUCUAUUAUGAUUUGUAGAUAAAGAAGGCCCUCUACUGUUCAAUCAUCUGCUGUUGAACAGGUAUGGUAGAGCUGUUGGAUCUAGGUGCAAGGAAGUGCAGUUGGAUCUACAACAUCUCUGCAAAUGCUGCAGAGGAUCAGGUCCAAAUAUUUUACCCUAUAAACAAUGGUUUGUGUCUAGCAGGCUGCACCUUUAGCUAGUUGCGAGUUAACAGAGGCAACUAUAGUGGCGAUGCGUAGAGGCCCCUAGACGCUGUGUGAAACCUCGUUAUGUUGUGUUUGAGUAGCGGAUGCGGCAGAUGAUACAGUGAAGGAAACACUUCUUUGUUGAUACAUGUCUCCUAACCUAUUUGUGCACAAACUAUCAUCUUGACAAGGCAAUUGCACUGUUUACGAAAAUGAAGGGUCAGAGUAUUCAAGCAGACACAGUAGUGAUUGACGGGAUGUACAAAGAUGGAAGACUUAAGAAUGCACUCAAGGUUUUCAAGAGACUUUUAAUUAAUGGUUAUCAUCUAGAUGUCUUCUUGACGUAUAAUGCUAUGAUCAAUGGCCUUUGUAAAGAGGGCUUGUUUGAUGAAGUAUAUUUUCCAAGCUCUAUUUGGAAAAGGGAAGAUAGAUAUUCUUCUUUGUGAAACGAUUGCUAGAGGUCUAUUAUAAGAGUACAACAAGGUGAGAUGCUUUCUAUUUACAAACUAAGUUAUUUCAAUUUUCAUGACUACCGCCCUAUGUUUAUUUCCUUUUAAUGUCACACAUGGACUUCACUUGCAAUUUUGUUUUUAUUGAAGUUACAUGUUUUUCGGUUCAUAUUGAUAUUGAAAGAAUAGUGGUGGUUAAUCUGUUUUCUAUUUUUUUCUAGUCUCGACAUAUUGCAGCUACAGUCUGUUAAUAUCAGCCCUGUUAUCAUUUUAUUAGUCUGAUAAUAUUCAGUUAGUUAGACUGUUACUGUUAUAUCCAGCUAUAAAUAAUAGAACCUGUUAUAGCCAGCUAUAAAUAAGAGAUAUAUUUAGAAAAAAGUAAGAAAUGCAUCUAGAAUUUGUACAAGGUCUUAUAUUUAGGAACAAACAAAUGUUAUAGAUGAACCUUAUAAUUAGGGAUAGAGGGAGUAAAAGAUUUUUUUUGAAAUGUUUUUAUUGAAAUUGUUUUACAAAACAUGACUUGUGAGACAUGAAUUUUUUGUUUGUUUAUGUUCUGUUCCAUUUAGGAUAUGGUUUUGAAUUUAAUCUAGUCUAGACAUGUGUUUUAGGCUGCAAUUUACAAUGCAUUGUAAAUGGUUGAAAGUGUGAGUGGUUUUACACUUGUCACAGACUAGCAUUUUAUUUGAGUCAACAGAGCUAAAAUUGUGUCUGGUAUAUUUGUUUUUACUUAUAUUAAAAAUAGUUCCACUUGAUUGUUUUA
This is a messenger RNA of Trifolium pratense (red clover), 4297 nucleotides long. Its product is annotated as pentatricopeptide repeat-containing protein At1g62930, chloroplastic-like. Gene Ontology annotation, molecular function: protein binding. The transcript has 4 exons. The record is from RefSeq and is a predicted model, not a curated record. Lineage: Eukaryota; Viridiplantae; Streptophyta; Magnoliopsida; Fabales; Fabaceae. The coding region runs from base 1066 to 2721 and encodes 551 amino acids.